UCCGGGGCGCCGCCGGUGCUGCGCGCAGUUCCUGUUGGGACUCGACCGGACGCUACGGCUCUGUAGUGUUCGACUCUAUCAUCAGGAUGUCAGCUGGUGUUCCUGGAAGCUCAAAUGUGGCUGCUGGCAGCAAUCGUCGUCUUCAGCAGACUCAACACCAAGUAGAUGAGGUUGUUGACAUCAUGAGAGUAAAUGUGGACAAGGUAUUGGAGCGAGAUCAGAAGCUAUCAGAGCUGGAUGACCGUGCUGAUGCACUGCAAGCAGGAGCUUCCCAGUUUGAGACCAGUGCAGCCAAGCUGAAAAGAAAGUACUGGUGGAAGAACUGUAAGAUGUGGGCAAUAUUGAUAGCUGUUGUUGUCAUUAUCAUCAUCAUCAUCAUCAGUAAGUUUCACCAAAAUGGGGAUUUCUCAUAGUGCAGAAAUAGUUGGUGUUUAUUAAUGGCUGGUACAGUUUGAAUAAAGCUGGGAUACUCAAAUGAAAUACAUACACUGUUAGUUUCAAGUUAAUGUUUUGUAAUUUGGUUUGAGUUCUCUAGUAAUCCCCAGAUAUUUCAUGAGAAAUUAAUGUUUAUCUUUAUUCUGUAAUGCAGUAACAAAUACUACGCUAACCAGUGGCAACAGGUACUUAGCCCUGGAAAGCUGAGCCUAGCAAAGCCAGUGUGGGGAACUCUUAAUCUCUCUUUGCCUACCUCUACAGUCUUAAAUUCUUAAAAUGCAGGAUUGCUAUGGUGAGGGGUUGAAGGAGACUGUCCUUUGUCCAAGUGUUUUCUUCUUUUGUAGUUUGGAGCGUGUCUUAAUGAGUCACAGGAAGAAAGAUAAACUGAAGGUGCCUAAUCCCCAACCUCUCCAAACCUGCUGCAAUUUCACUGUGUUUACUACAGUUUAAAGCAAAACUAUUUCAACUACUUACCUGUUAACUAACUUUACUUGGUUGCCUUAAGACACUCCUGUCGUUAAUUACUAACAAGCACUGCACCACUUCACAGUGCCUUGAUCAACGGGGCACGGAGCUGGUGAGGAGGAUUCGGCUCGGGAGUUUCCACGCUCGGUACUGUAAUGGGUCACGGGCGCUGUACGCGGUUUUGGGGCUUGCCCCUCCUCGGCUGUCUGUACCUUCUCGGUUCCAUAGAAGGGUCGCUUCCGCCCCGAUCUGUGCCUUGCCCGGGGCGGCCGCUCUCCUGUGGCA
Indicator indicator is the source of this 1185-nucleotide messenger RNA. It is a transcript of the gene VAMP3, whose product is annotated as vesicle associated membrane protein 3. The coding region runs from base 87 to 413 and encodes 108 amino acids. The record is from RefSeq and is a predicted model, not a curated record. The transcript has 4 exons. NCBI's taxonomy places the organism in Eukaryota, Metazoa, Chordata, Aves, Piciformes, Indicatoridae. Gene Ontology annotation, cellular component: plasma membrane; SNARE complex. Gene Ontology annotation, biological process: SNARE complex assembly; vesicle fusion; vesicle-mediated transport. Gene Ontology annotation, molecular function: SNAP receptor activity; syntaxin-1 binding.